Hibiscus syriacus is the source of this 708-nucleotide messenger RNA. RefSeq names its product pentatricopeptide repeat-containing protein At1g08610-like. The record is from RefSeq and is a predicted model, not a curated record. Gene Ontology annotation, molecular function: protein binding. The transcript has 2 exons. NCBI's taxonomy places the organism in Eukaryota, Viridiplantae, Streptophyta, Magnoliopsida, Malvales, Malvaceae. Bases 1 to 708 code for a protein of 235 amino acids.
AUGGGAUUCACAGUUGCCCUUCACAACUCUCCAGUUGAGAUUUGUCGUUUUCAUGGCGUGCAGUGGGGUUCGACACAACUUGGUUUGGGUUGUAGCUCCAUGAAGUGCUCAAUAGUAAAAGUAUCUACUUCUCAUUUAGCUUUCUCGAACAAAUGCAGUCAUGGAAUUCACUCUUGCUUGCCAUGGAAGGUCGAUAAUGGUUCUGAAAGAGAGGCAAUGAAUUUGAUCAAGAUGAUAUGUCUGAACUCAGAAGAUUCGAAUGCGAGUGCUAAGAGAAAAUUCAAAGAGCAAAUAAAUUCGAAAAAGCUUCCGAAUCCUUUGACAUCUUCUUUAGAUGGACCUUUUGUUAGAAAUGAAGAGGAAACGAACAAUGAUAUUCUUCAAAAGUUCUGCAGCAGUGGAAAACUUAAUGAUGCAACACGGCUGAUAGAAAUUAGGCGUCAGAAUCAAAUUCCUCAUUUCCCUUCUUGCAUAAACUUAACAAGGGGCUUUGUAAAAGUAAAUGAGCUCGAUAAAGCCGACAAAGUUCUUCAGAUUAUCAUAAUGUCUGGUGGGAUCCCUGGUAAUAUUACAUAUAACAUGAUGGUUCGUGGUCUUUUUAAGAGAGGACGGAUACGAUCUGCUAUUGACCUCUUGGAAAAGAUGAGCUUAUGUGGUUGCCCCCCCAGAUGUGAUUACGUACAAUACAAUAAUCCGCUGCAUGUUUGA